ACGAGGAAUCACUGCAGCGGCGCUGGCGGCCGCGGCAGCGGGGAGCGCGGGCGGGAGCGCAGCCCGGGAGGGAGGCGGGCGAGGCUCUGGCUCCGCUCACGUCUGUUUUCCUUUUUCGUGCAUUAUUUAUUUCGCCUCCGCCCGCGGCCCUGCUGCCGGAGCGGGUGCUCUGGGCCGGCGCCUUUCGCCCGCUGCUACCCGCGGGCCCCGGGCACCCUGCGCCCCGGGCAGCCGCCGGGCGCCACCGAGAAGGGCGGGGACCGGGGCGGUGCAGGGACCCGUGGCAGGGCUGAAGGAGGACUCGUGCGGCCGGCUCUCGGAUGAUCCGAGGACACUUUCCCCGCCCUCUGCCUGUACAGCCCGACCUGGACCACGGGCUCGGAGGUGGCCGCCUUUCCCGGCCCGCGCGCGGCCAAGCGGAGCCUGGAGCCCCGUGCGAGCGCGCCGCGCCCCGGUCCCCCAGAUCAGCUGCCCUGGAGGCCCAAGCCGCGUGCAAACUUUUGCUCCAGCGCCCCGCGCUUGUCCUCUGCAAGUGAAGCCCCCGAGCGCGCGCGCAGCCGCCAGGUUAGCUCACCAGUGGGCGCCGCGGGCCGAGAUGCUACUCCGGGACCUGGUGCUGCGCCAUGGCUGCUGCUGGCCCUCACUUCUACUGCACUGUGCUCUGCACCCACUCUGGGGUUUAGUUCAGGUGACGCAUGCUGAGCCCCAGAAGUCUUGCUCUAAGGUGACUGACAGCUGCCAACACAUCUGCCAGUGCCGGCCCCCACCCCCCCUGCCCCCUCCACCCCCACCUCCGCCACCUCCCAGACUACUCUCUGCCCCAGCUCCCAACUCUACCUCCUGCCCUGCAGAGGACAGCUGGUGGUCUGGUCUGGUGAUCAUCGUCGCUGUGGUCUGUGCCUCCCUGGUGUUUCUGACUGUCCUGGUCAUCAUUUGCUACAAAGCCAUAAAGAGGAAACCACUGAGAAAAGAUGAAAAUGGCACCAGUGUUGCCGAGUACCCCAUGAGCUCCUCGCAGAGCAACAAAGGGGUGGAUGUGAACACUGCGGUGGUGUGAACCUGCAGGCCCUGGGACCCACUGGCCAGAAGGGCACCGUGGUGACACUGGUGGACAUGGAUGACAGGUGGACAUGAGCUGACCCUGGACCUGUCCAGGACUUCGUGCUUCGCGGGCCUCGAGCCUCCUGAAAGAGAAGGCAUCCUCUUCCCAGGCUACCUCUGGUCACCCCAGGCUAGCCCUGGUCACCCCCGAGGGAGUGCAGCACCAACACCAGGCUUGAGCCAGGCUCCCCUGCAUGUGGCCCUUGAGCAGCACCACCACCCAGGGAUCUCCAUACCCUCCUCCUUGUCUCCUGUUGGGCGCACCGACUGUCACCAGUUGCUACCGAAAGCAUGUAUUCCAAUGAAAGCAGAGGGCCUGUCUGUCUGCCUGGGGCAGAGAGACAUCCCACUUUAGCCAGAAGAAAGGUGAUCCAGGGACUGCUCCCAUUCUGGAAGUUUCCUCUCCUGUGGGAAACCAACCUGCUUCUCUGUGGACAUUCUUACAAAAGCCAUCACACAGCCAUGAGACAAAUGUCCCCUUCCAAAGGUGCUUCCCACACAUCUGUCCAUCGCUGUAUCUGCCAUGGUCUUCCGUCUCCAGGGCCCGUGUCACCCUCUUUUGCCCACCCACAGCCUAGCCUGUGACUCCUUACUGCAUGCCUGCCUCGGGAAGCAGUGAGCUCAGCCUACAUAGUCCCCAGGGAGUGAACUCAGUGUCUCCCAGAUGCCCAGGCAGAGAGUGUCUCAAGAAAGUCAGAGGUCCCCUUUGCCCACUCUGACAUUCCACCCCUGGCUCUUCAGGAAGUAUCAGUGUGAGCCAGACCCUGCCUCACUGGACAGAGGUCACAAAUUGUGCCAAACCUGUAUGCCAGGCUGACGCCGGUCUAGUGCUCUGGGACCCACUUACCCCCAACGGUUCCCCUGAAGCCUAAAUUUGGUACUCAGAAAGCUCCCAGUAGAAAGUGGUCUUCUGUGUGUCCCGGAAGUGGCUUUCUCUGUGGGCCAGAACUCUUAAGGCACCAGAGCCCCCUGAGUGUGGGCAGAAGAGAAAGUGGAGAAGAAUCGUCUGGCCUUGAUACCCCACCCACCCACAGGCUUAUCUCCCUGGAGGCCACCCACACAGUGAGGCACAUUCCUUGACCCUUGUGAUUUUGUACCCCUUGCCCCCUCCCACUCCCCUCACCAGCCACAUGUACUUGCCUAGAAGGAAGCAAGCCUACUAGAGAGUAACGCCCCCACAAUAUAGAGAUUUAGCUGGUUACAUUAGCCUCCUCCUCAGCCACCAGAGAUCUCCGGUGGGUGUUUGUGCUACAUGAGAAUUUCAAAGCCAGGUAAAGCUGACAGGCACGAAAAUCAGUCCUAUGUGGCUGGGUGUCCUGAAGCUGCCAUUGAUCUGGUCCCGAGUCAAUAGGUACAGGUUAAGGGGCUGUCCGGGGCAUGGCACACCUCCUAUAAGUGAUGUUUGCGCUCCUUUGCUUGAAGACAUGGCACAGGGUUGCCAAGAUCCUUCUCUGGGGCUGCCCCCACCUCACCCAGGGGGACACAGGCCCUCCUCUUUGGCUGUGAUUCCAAGUGACGAAGAAGCAGAGGAGGAAGAUCAGGAACAGGCAAGACAAGGGUGAGAAGCCUGUCAGACUCUACCCUAGUGCCUUGUCUCUCAUACCAUCACCACCUUGAUCUAAAGUGAGACAAGGGACAGUCUCCUGGUGUCUGAUAGGAGGCCUGGCCCUAGUUGUAAACAUACACACCUUGGAGCCUCACAGGAGAGAGUAAAACACUUUUCCACUCCCACCUCCAGUUAUCAAGAUGCAGAAGUGAGGAAGGAAGGGGCACCUCUAGCUGGAUGGGGGGGGCGGUCCCUACUAUGGGGCCUGAAGGCUGGGCAGAGCCUGAGAUCUCCAUGUACCUAUGUCCAGACCUGGUUUAAACCUAGGAAGCACACAGUGUGUGUGCAUGUGUGUGUGCUAUUAGCCAGCAGGGACCACAGCUGAGACUGCACCAUGCUUGGCUAGUGUACAUGUAAAUUCUCUUUAGUGGGCUUGCAUUACCCCACCCCACAGUUAAGGGAAACCAAGGGAAGGGCCUAGAUUUUAAAAGGGUUCCCCUGAGAACAGCUUCUCAAGCCCCGGACUGUCCACUUAGAGAGUACAUCUCCCAUCACAGUAGAAGGCACUAGUUUUUAAGCCCACAUGGCUGUCACAUACAUAAAAUCAAUGGCAACCAAGAGCAUGAACUUAGACCUUAUUUCAAAGGGCCCUGCGUCAGCUCCACUAAGACCUGUUCUCAGUGUAGCCUGAAUGCAGAGGUCAGAAGCGAUGCCCAUGUCCACGCGAUUCCUCCGAUGUUUCUCACUGUGGUUAAGUCGUGUCAGAACUCAGCCAGCAUUGAGGGCCUCCCGGUUACCAGGUGUUUCUACAAGCCUUCUAGAGGACAUUUUGGAUGAAAGAACAGUAGAUGUAAAAAAAAAAAAAUAGGCAUAUUAUAUAUAGUUAUAUAUAUUUAAAGAGAUAUCUAUCUAUACAAAUAUAUAUAUAUAUAUAUAUAAAUACUGUACUCUCAUCUGUACAAAUAUGACCUAAACAGUCCAGGCAGUGUGUGACCUGCAGUGCAUGAAUGUAAAUACCAUGAACUCUGCCUUCUUAGCAGUGCGUGUGUAUGGGAGGCGACCGUGCCGCUGGCACUCUGGGCCUUGGUGGGCAGGUACACACGUCAAGACUCAGCAGCCCCUUCCUUACAUGGAAGAAGGC
Molecule: messenger RNA, 3788 nt
Organism: Mastomys coucha (southern multimammate mouse)
Lineage: Eukaryota; Metazoa; Chordata; Mammalia; Rodentia; Muridae
Gene: Prima1
Product: proline rich membrane anchor 1
Exons: 5
Coding region: 596-1057 (153 amino acids)
Source: RefSeq, a predicted model, not a curated record